Molecule: messenger RNA, 540 nt
Organism: Mesorhabditis belari
Lineage: Eukaryota; Metazoa; Nematoda; Chromadorea; Rhabditida; Rhabditidae
Source: the annotation of a GenBank genome assembly
AUGCAUCUCAAAGUGUGCUUGGCUUUCGUCGGUUUGACUGUAGUUCACCGAAUCGUUGGUUCACCAAGUUAUCUUGUUCCCGGAGGAAAUGAACGGGCGAAACGUGGAUUGGAUGAUUUCUGGGUUGAAUGUGGAGUCGAUGGGACGAUCACGCUUCAUUUAACUCGAUUUCUCAUCUACACUUGUGUGGUGUCUUCAGUGACCACCCACAAUCCACUCUUCAUCAGCGGACAGCUUGCCGGUGCCGGCUCAAUCACUUUCGCAACUCCGACUUCUCUCCGUCUUCGCUCCGUCAACGUCUUCACUGUCAAACUUCAGAAUCCAUUUGACAACUUCAUCCGCGACGUUAGCUGUCCCAAGGCAAACGAUGAAGAGAUUGACGUUUGGAAUUGGGGAACGGCUGUGCUCAAACAGGAGAACGAUAGACUCAAACAAGUGAAUGGGACUUUGCGCACGUUGAUCAUUGUUGGCACAUGCACCAUUAUCGUUCUUUCUUUGCUCAUUAUCGGUGUUCUCAUUUUCCGCCGUUAUCAACAAUCC